AUGAUAAGACAGAAUAAACACGAUGCUCAUGCAUUUUAUACGCGAUAAUUGAACAAUGAGAAUAUUCGUAGUGCUUCUCUUGUUGGGUGUUUGUGAAUGUCGAAGGUUUACAAGGUGUAGGCUCGCUACUGAGUUGAUGAAAACGUUACUUAUCGAUAAAACAUUCCUUGGUAACUGGGUUUGUCUGAUUGAGAAGGUCAGUAACCGAGAUACUAAAGCCUUUGUCGUUACACCGAGCGGCAAGAAAUUAUAUGGAUUAUAUCAGAUUCCCAGUCGGUGGUGUCGUGAAGGGAAGAAAGGUGGCGAGUGUAAUGUUGCUUGCGAAUCUUUGUUAGACGAUGACAUUAGGGAUGACACAGCAUGCGCAGUGAACAUCUUCCAUCGCGAAGGCUUCAAGUACUGGACCCAGUGGUCAGCUCGAUGCAAGAAUGAUAACUUUAUAACAAAGGAAAUAUAUAAGUGUCCAGAUCUAAUAUCCCCACGGACAAGUCCCGAGCGAAUGUUGCACAGCGACUCAUUGAAAAUCAGGAGGCGGUACGCUAGAAGUGCUUUACAAUCUAGAUAUAGCUAUUUUGGAUUACAAUGGUUACAGUAAUA
Pieris brassicae (large cabbage white) is the source of this 597-nucleotide messenger RNA. RefSeq names its product lysozyme-like. The transcript has 5 exons. The coding region runs from base 56 to 595 and encodes 179 amino acids. The record is from RefSeq and is a predicted model, not a curated record. NCBI's taxonomy places the organism in Eukaryota, Metazoa, Arthropoda, Insecta, Lepidoptera, Pieridae.